Dalotia coriaria is the source of this 2026-nucleotide messenger RNA. Its product is annotated as pancreatic lipase-related protein 2. NCBI's taxonomy places the organism in Eukaryota, Metazoa, Arthropoda, Insecta, Coleoptera, Staphylinidae. The coding region runs from base 505 to 1683 and encodes 392 amino acids. The transcript has 6 exons. Gene Ontology annotation, biological process: lipid catabolic process. The record is from RefSeq and is a predicted model, not a curated record. Gene Ontology annotation, molecular function: lipase activity.
CUGGCAGUUCGCUGCGACUCGGCGUGCAGGAAGGACCUACCUCGGUACCUACUCACACUGUAAUCCCACAUAUUUAUAAUAUUUAUUGUAAUAAAGAAACACACAGAAAAUAUUAAACUUAAUUAUAAUAAUCUACUCAAUAAUAAUCAAACGGAAAUACCUAAAAUAUUAAAAUAUUACAAAGAGCAGUUGGUUGUUUUUAUUCUUAUAGUUUUUGUUCGUGCAGUGAAUCGUGCGCUUUCACCACAUGUGCGAACUGUAGUGAACUUCUAAUUCUCCAUGGUUUAAGCCGCGCUGAAUUAAUCAAUCGUGCGCGGUAUUAAUUGACCGGUUAUUGGCUAUAAAUAGCAAUAAUAGUGUUAGACAUUAACCCAAGGCGCUGCUUAAAAAGUGAAAAGUUGACAAAGUGGAUUAGUAUAGUAAUAGUAAUAUAAAAAUUUAAAAACAAUAAAAAAACAAAGAAAAAUUGGUUAUCUGGACUCCUCCUAAAGUCAAGUAAACGAAAUGACACACCAUAAAAGAAGCUGCGUGACGCAUCUUCUACGAUUUGAGAACGUCACGCGAGAAAGUGUCUUCUUCUUUUGUUGCUGCCUACUUUUAUUUACUAUAAACGGAUCACAAGUUCAAGCUCAAGAUGACAUCGAAGACGUAGAAGUUGUCGAGGAGUCCACAUCAAAGAAACCUCAAACGGUGCAAGACUUGUACAACACCUCCUCAUGCAUACCGAAACCGUUCACAUGUCCACAUCCGCAAAUCCAAUACUACUUAUACACAAGGAGAACGCAAGCAUCCCCAGAACUAAUCAGUACAAUGAAACUGGAUUCCUUAUACAAAUCAAACUUCAAUCGUGCGCAUGAAACAAAAAUCGUCGUUCAUGGUUUCGGUGGCGGACGAAAUCUAUCGCCGAGUACCGACAUGCGUGAUGCGUAUUUCUACCGAGGUAAUUACAACAUCUUCAUCGUCGAUUACGGCACAUUGGUCAAGGAACCGUGUCUGAAGCAAAUGGAAUGGGCGCCGCGUUUCUGCGCGCUGUGCAUCGCGCACCUUGUGCGUUAUUUGACUCAACAUCCGCGGGGCAUCAGAGCUGAUCAACUACACUUGAUAGGAUAUAGUGUGGGUGCGCAUAUUUCCGGUCUGGUAGCCAACUUUUUAGAUCCACAAUUGGAUGGCAAACUAGGUCGAAUUACAGGUUUAGACCCUACGAUUGUGUUUUACUCAGCGGCAAAUACAACCAGAGACUUGGAUCCAUCAGAUGCACACUUCGUGGAUAUUCUACAUACGAAUUCAGGGAUUCUAGGCCAAUGGGGACCGAAUGGACACGCUGACUUUUACAUCAAUGGCGGUUCAAGCCAACCAGGCUGUGCAAGCGAUACAAUUUUCAAAACGCUCGCGUGCGACCACACGAAAGUGACACCAUACUUCAUCGAGUCCAUCGUGUCGAAGAAAGGCUUCUGGGCGUAUCCGUGCCCGACGCUCAUCAGCUUCUUGCUACGCAUUUGUGAUCCCGACGAGUCGGAAUAUGUGCAAAUGGGCGAGCAUGUCGACCGACGCAAAGCUCGAGGUGUGUAUUACGUUACAACAAAUGCCCAUCCGCCGUUUUCGCAAGGCCAUCCACUCCGAGAAACACUCGCCAGCACGAAUCGUCUCCGACGUCGAAAUCCCAACUGGCUUUUCCGGAAGUAAACCUUUAUUCAUAAAAACAAGUGAUAGCACACUUUUUGUAUCAAAAAAUGAUGUUUAAUAGUAUAUAAAACUUUCUUGCCUGGUUAAAAGUUAAUGGUUAGUCAAAUUAUGUAACUGGGGAGAACUGUAAUAUUUUUCUAUGUUUAAUUUACAAUUUAUCAUUGAAUCGCCCAGUUUUUUCUUGUUUUACAAUGUUUUUACUUUAGUUUUGGAAAAAAAUUAUUUUUAUUUUUAUUUUAGGAGUAGAAAGCAUUUAAAUAUGUAAUACGUUUUUGUAUAGCGUUGUCUGAGAUGUAAAUAUAUUUUAAAUUAUUUAAACAAAAAAAUGCAAAUCUGUUUAAUC